Messenger RNA from Salvia hispanica, 1460 nucleotides. Lineage: Eukaryota; Viridiplantae; Streptophyta; Magnoliopsida; Lamiales; Lamiaceae. The record is from RefSeq and is a predicted model, not a curated record.
AUUCCGAUUUCUUAUCCUUGACUCUAGCAUCUUUCUCAGUCGUCAAUUACCAAUUUAUUGAGGUACGCUUACGCACACCCAGGCAUCUCGCCCUCAGCUGUUUACCUUCCCGACGACUGAAUUGCCGCCGAUCUCGCCUCUCGCCCAGCACGGAGUCGCCACACGCAGACUGUUGAAAAUGGUGGCUACCAGAGGCAGGAAAAAGAGUGCAAGCUCCGAUGUGACCCUUGAGGAGAACAAAGCUGCUGAAAACGGUCCAGCCGAGACACAUUCUGCUUCGCCGACAGUGGAUGCGAUAGAGCCCAAGGAGGAUGCUCAAUUGGAUGAAAAUAAAGACCUGCUUACUGACAAGGCAAGCAAUGAGAAUUUCAGUGAGAUACCUGGAGAAGAAGGUGAAAAAGUGACACAAGUAGACAAUGAACAUCCAAAUACGCCAGAGGCAGAAUCAGAUGGAGAAAAUAAGGCAGAACCAGAUGGACAAAAUAAGGCAGAACUGGGUGAAAAUGCUUUUGAAGAUGAUGAAAUAGAUGAUCGUGAAGAUAUGCUGUGGGGGGAUGAGGAUGAAGCUUUUGAGCACGACAGUGAAGACAGAGUUCUUGACGAGUACGAGGUUAGUGAGGAAGAGGCUACAGAUGAGGAUGACGAGGGUGAUGAAGUUAGUGAGGAAGAGGCAACAGAAGAAGAUGAAGUGAGUGAGGAAGAAGCAGUAAAAGAAAAAAAGGGCAAAGAAAAUAGUCAAGAAAAAAAAGGUAAUGAUGAACAAGAUGCAAGGAGCGCCAAGGUAAAAGAGGAUGGAAGGGAUGCCAAGGUAAAAGAAGAUGGAAGGGAUUCUAAAAAGGAUGAAUCAAAAUCCAGUUUGAAGAACAUCAAGAAGUCAAAUGGAAGUAGCAGAAAGAAAAAGGAACAAGCAGGCAGGUUGAUAAAAGUGGAUUCUGAAGAUAAGCCAGAGUCAUCACGCAAGGGAAAGGUGAAGAAGAGAGUUGAAAGCAUGGGAAUGAUUUUUAUGUGCAGUUCAGGGACAAAGAAAGACUGCUAUCAGCAUAGGGUUUUUGGUCUCCCAGAAAACAAGAAAGAUAUUGUUGAAAAGAUUUAUACUGGGAUGCGACUCUUUCUAUAUGACACUGAUCUGAAAUUGAUGUAUGGAAUCUACAAAGCUGCAGGACCCGGGGGUUACAAUAUCAAACCUAAUGCCUUCAAAUCACAAUUUCCAUCUCAGAUAAUUUAUUCAGUGCAGGUUCAGACAGUUAGGCAAGUUGGUAUAAGUUGAAGUGCAAUCUCUGAAAGGAAAAUCAUCCUUAAAAAUUGAAAAGCUCAGAUAAUCUUUUAUGCAGUACACCUUUUUUAAACCUCUGAUUGCCACACUUGUGUGAAGUUUUCAUGACCAUGAUCAAUUGAUCAUUGUCUUUUGGAGUAUGUUUUAGAGAUGAGUUUACGAUGAAAGAAUUUACUUUAAUAUACUA